Penicillium subrubescens is the source of this 1299-nucleotide messenger RNA. Its product is annotated as histidinol dehydrogenase family protein. Gene Ontology annotation, cellular component: cytoplasm. NCBI's taxonomy places the organism in Eukaryota, Fungi, Ascomycota, Eurotiomycetes, Eurotiales, Aspergillaceae. Bases 1 to 1299 code for a protein of 432 amino acids. Gene Ontology annotation, molecular function: histidinol dehydrogenase activity; metal ion binding; NAD binding. The transcript is spliced from 2 exons. The record is from RefSeq and is a predicted model, not a curated record. Gene Ontology annotation, biological process: L-histidine biosynthetic process.
AUGGUCCUCAAGCUGAAACAACCCAAUCGCUCAAAUGCGGGCCCCGCAUCUACAGUCGAUGUGUCUGCUAUCGUGCGGGGUGUCAUAAAUGACAUUCGUGCUGAUGGCGACAAGGCAGUGAGAACAUACUCGAAAAAGUUUGAUAAAUGGAGCCCUGAAAGCUUCAAGUUGUCGCCCGAGGAGAUCCAGCAAAUCGUUUCAACCGUUCCCCAGCAGAUUAUCGACGACAUCAAGCAAGUCCAGGAGAAUGUGCGCACUUUCGCUUUGGCGCAAAGAGCAUCGCUAAAGGACUUUGAGCUGGAGAUUCGACCGGGCGUUCAUCUGGGACAGAAGAAUGUUCCCAUCAACUCUGUUGGCGCUUACAUCCCCGGCGGGCGCUAUCCCCUGCUCGCCUCUAGCCAUAUGACCAUUCUGACAGCCAAGUGCGCCGGCGUCCCUCACGUUACCGCAUGCACACCUCCCAUCGCCGGCAAGAUCCCCGCCAACACCGUGGCCGCAAUGCACUUUGCCGGUGCCGACGCGAUCUACAUCCUAGGUGGAGUGCAAGCGGUCGCCGCAAUGGCCAUCGGUACAGAGACCAUGAAAAAGGUGGAUUUCAUCGCCGGGCCCGGCAAUGCCUUCGUCGCCGAGGCGAAGCGCCAAUUGUUCGGCGAGGAGAUUGGAAUUGACCUUCCCGCUGGUCCAACAGAAGUCCUCAUCGUCGCUGACGAGCACGCCAACCCGUUCACCGUUGCCACCGAUCUCCUCUCUCAGGCUGAGCAUGGUCCUGACUCCCCCGCCGUACUGAUCACCAACUCUCAAAGCGUCGGUGAAAAGACCAUCGCCGAAGUAGACCGGUUAUUAAAGAUCCUGCCCACCGCCGAUAUUGCCGGUGUUUCUUGGGAUCGCCUGGGUGAAGUUAUUGUCGUGGACACCCUGGACGAAGCAUAUAAGCUAGCCGACGAGUACGCGUCCGAACACGUCCAGAUCCUGACGCAAAAGCCGCGCGAGGCACUGGAGAAAAUGUCCAACUACGGCGCUCUAUUCCUGGGUGAGAAGACUUGUGUUUCAUACGGAGAUAAGUGCAUUGGUACCAACCAUGUUCUUCCUACCCGUGGAGCGGCUAGGUACACCGGUGGUCUGUGGGUGGGCAAGUACCUGAAGACUGUGACCUAUCAAGAGGUGACUUCGGAACAGGAGAGUGGUGAGCUCGGUCGUUUGUGUGGACGGGCUGCUCGGGCAGAGAACUUUGAGGGGCAUGCUCGGUCUGGCGAUGUCAGGGCUCAUCAGUUCUUGGGUGAUAAGUUUGAGUGGAUUUAG